AUGAACAGCGGAGAUUCGAAUCAACAACAUCAUAUGCAACAGCAACAGCACCAGCACCAGCACCAGCAGUGGAUUGCGAUGCAGCAGUACCAACAGCAAUGGAUGGCCAUGCACUACCCGGCAAUGGCAAUGCAGCAGAUGAUUUAUAACCAUCAUUACGUACCGUACUAUCACCAACAGCAGCAGUAUCAGCAGCAGCAGAUUCAGAGCUCUACUGACGAUAACAAAACGAUCUGGAUUGGAGAUCUCCAACAAUGGAUGGAUGAAACUUAUCUCCAAUUGAGCGCGAGGCAAGGAGGAGUGGUGUUGUGCGAAGCUGCAACACUGAAGCUUUUUGCUGGAUUAAAGGGCUUGCAAAUGAGUGUUGUUGAUCAAGUUCGUGGUGCUUCUAUACAAUGUAUAUUUUCAGAAUGUUUUUGCCUAUUUGGAUGUCUCAAAUGGGUUUCUUCUUCUUCCUCUCCUCCUCCCUCUGCUUGUGUUCCUGCUUCUGCUCCCACACCUCCUGCUGAUUGUGAUUAUGAUUGUGAGGCUAGCUUGACUAAUUGCUGUGUUACAAGCUCUUCAGAGUAUAAUGUUUGUGUUAUUAUUCUGUAUAUGCCAUUGUUCCAAGUCAAUAAUUCUACGAGACAGACAUCAAUUAGUAACCAUGAUCAUCAAGCAAUUCACGUUGUUUCUGUCAAGGUCAUUUGCAAUAAGCAUAACGGUCAAUUGGACAGAUAUGGAUUUGUUGAGUUCAGUUCUCAUGCUGCAGCAGAGAAAGUUCUGCGUGGCUACAGUGACUGCUUGAUGCCAAAUACUGAUCAAACCUUUCGCCUAAACUGGACAGCCUUUAGCUCUGGUGAUAGGAGGACAGAUGGCGGGUCUGAUUUGUCAAUAUUUGUUGGGGAUCUGGAUAGUGAGGUUACUGAUGCCCUACUGCACGAAACCUUUGCUAGUAAAUAUCCAUCCGUCAAAGGUGCAAAAGUAGUUGUUGACUCAAACACCGAUCGUUCAAAAUGUUACGGCUUUGUCAGGUUCGGUGAUGAAAAUGAGAGAUCACGAGCCAUGAUGGAAAUGAAUGGAGUUUAUUGUACUAGUAGACCUAUGCGAAUCAGUAUUGCAACCCCCAAGAAACAAGCUACACAGCAACAGUAUUCUUCACAAGGUGGAUAUACAUCAAAUGAUAUCACGCCCCAAGGUUAUAAAUUUGAAAAUGAUUCAUCUAACACAACAAUAUUUGUGGGAGGACUCGACUCUGAUGUCACUGAUGAAGAGCUCAGACAGUCUUUUACUCCAUUUGGUGAGGUUGUCUCUGUGAAGAUACCGGCUGGAAAGGGACGUGGUUUUGUACAAUUUCUUAACAGGUAAUUCUAUGGUGCAAUUUAUCAUAAUGCAGAUAAUGUUCUGUACCAGUAAUCAUCGUUUUAGGAAAUAAAUCUGAUUUCUGGAUCUUUUUCAUUUUAUUAAUGAGCUAAUGAACUUAUAACUAAUAAGGGCUUCUUUACAAAUUAGCUAUUUUCUGAAAGUACAAUCUAUUAGCUAUCAGUUUUUAGGACAAAAACGUGCAUUGGAUAUUCCUGUUUCAACUUUCACUGAAAACUUAGUGCCAAACAAAGACAAACUGUCUAUGGAAGUAGCGUUUUUAAGGAGCUUGAGCUGCCUAUACAAAUUGAAAACCUUUCACUUUAAAGAUUAAUUGUGAUCUUGCUCUCUCAGCUCCAAAAUGUGCAGUGUAGUCAAUUUUUUUUCGUUCCUUCUUUUGGACCACUUUACUUUUAAGGGUUCUGACAUAACUGGUUCUGCUCAGAAACCUUCCUGCCUUCAGAAUAGAAGUAGAAGGUCAUGACUCUUUUUUUCCCUUUCUCUGUUUCUAGAAUCCCAGAUUCUGUUGCAGAAUUCUUGUAUUUUUCUCGUCUAAAGCACAUUGUGAGUGUAAGUUCAUGCACAUUAUAAAUAACGACUUCUACAUCCAUUUUCAUGCAAAGAAUGGAGAAGUUUGGUUUUCUGGAAUGUAACAGUGUAAUUAAGUUUGUUUCCAAGUUUCUAAAUUUUUCCCUAAUUGAUUAAUUCUCUUAGUCCUGUUAUCACAUAUUGGUUUGUUUGCAUUUUUAUUAUUUUUUCAUUUAAGGUAGUGUUUAAUUGCUCCACAUUUUCCAU
This is a messenger RNA of Olea europaea var. sylvestris, 2136 nucleotides long. RefSeq names its product polyadenylate-binding protein RBP47-like. Gene Ontology annotation, cellular component: cytosol. NCBI's taxonomy places the organism in Eukaryota, Viridiplantae, Streptophyta, Magnoliopsida, Lamiales, Oleaceae. The coding region runs from base 1 to 1347 and encodes 448 amino acids. Gene Ontology annotation, molecular function: mRNA binding. The transcript has 8 exons. The record is from RefSeq and is a predicted model, not a curated record.